GUGACAAUACCAAAAGGUUGACUUUUAUGGCUGCUUGUGCCCUACUCACAGGACCUAUGCUGAGGAACCACUAUGACUCUAAUGAACCAACAGAGUACAAAGCAGAACUAGCAAACAAAUUAUGCUGGACGGUGGGUGCUGGAUCAGAAAAUCAAAUAACAAAAUCAAAUAACAAAAUCAAAUAACAUCUACAUUCUACAAUGAACACUUUAACGAAAAGACUUUGGAAAUGUAUUUCUUAUUGCUUUCCAUUUCGUAAAAAGAAACCUAAUGACAAUGCUGUUGAAGAAAUUGAGAUCAAACAGGAAUCACUAGAAAAACAACCUAUUGAAGCUAAUAGUGAAAGAGAAACGAGUUAUGAAGUAAAUAGUGAAAGAGAAACAACUAUUGAAGCUAAUAGUGAAAGAGAAACGAGUUAUGAAGUUAAUAGCGAAAGAGAAACAACUAUUGAAGCUAAUAGUGAAAGAGAAACGAGUUAUGAAGUUAAUAGCGAAAGAGAAACAACUGUUGAAGCUAAUAGUGAAAUAGAAACGAGUAAUGAAGUUAAUAGCGAAAGAGAAACAACUGUUGAAGCUAAGAGGAAAAGAGAAACUACUACUAAAGCUCAUAGGAAAAGAAAGGCGGCUAACAAAUCUAAGAGUACAAGAAAAACUGCUAAGAAGCCUAAUGUUUCACCUGAACGGGAUAAAUUGUACUGUGACGAAUGUGUAUCCAGACAGAAGAGAUGCUUCGAAGACCAGGUUAAAACAUCAAUUGCGAAAAAGAAAGUUUUCUGGACUGACUUUAAAAGAUCCAAUGACUUCGAGAGAGGCCUAUUAAGUAGAGGAUGGGUGAAGAAAAUUGCCCCCACCUUCAAUGCUGGUCCCAAGAAAACUGUAUUUCGUGACCCAACAUAUGGACAUAAGAUUAUAAGUCGUUAUGACAUACAACCCAACCUCAUCCUGACACGCCAAAGAGUUGAACUCCAUCUUCUGAAAGAGGAUCAGAUAACCAAUCACUUUUGCAGAGUGCACGCCACAAGCAAGAGUGGUCUGUGCAAAGUAUUAAGGCAAUGGUGUUUGUCGUGUGAUGCGAAUCCACACACUUUCUUCCCUCGUUGCUACAUGUUUAGUAAGAUAAAUGAAAAACAAGCAUUCAUGGAGUAA
Molecule: messenger RNA, 1145 nt
Organism: Xenopus laevis (African clawed frog)
Lineage: Eukaryota; Metazoa; Chordata; Amphibia; Anura; Pipidae
Product: protein monoglycylase TTLL8-like
Exons: 10
Coding region: 201-1145 (314 amino acids)
Source: RefSeq, a predicted model, not a curated record